AUGUAUUCCAACAGGACCCUUUGGGUCGAGGAUCGCUACGCAUUACGCUGCGGUGGGUGCGACGCCCGCUUUUCCAUUGUGCGGCGCCGCCACCACUGCCGCCAAUGCGGCCAGGUGUUUUGCCGCGACUGUCUCAUAGCGCCCUCCGCAACAGUCGCCCGAAACAUCAUCGCCGAUACCAUUUCUUCACUUGUUGGGUUUCAGCGCGAGCCAACAAUGAAGCUGUGCCAUAAGUGCAAGCGCAUUCUUGUGCAGCGAGGCGAUGUGGGCCAAAGGCCUCGGCCAAGACCAUUCCCCGCGAGGAGGACAAUCACACACACACCGACAAUAGCAGGCAGCCACUCCGCGAAUGGAGUGGCAGGCCAACACGUCGCCUCGGCGAAAACGAUGACGACAACAGCAGAUGCGGUGUCUCUGGAAGAGAGUACGAGGAACAAGAAUUCUUUCCAUGCAGGUGUCAACGCAGGGGAAAUGUCCUUCGUGUGUCAUGGGACUCAUCAGGCUUCAGUGUCGUUCUGUGACACACCACCGAGUGCAAUUUGUCAGCCACUGGUUAAAAGACUAUCGACGCACCCAGAGGAUAUGAAGCAGCAGGAAGUAGCGUAUUGUUUGGGGGAUGUCCCCAUGCACAGCCGCAAUGGCAUGUCGGAGUUGCUCGUCAGGUUGUUCAAGGAUGCACGCAAAAAAAAGGUAAGCAAGCCCCCUCAACUGACGGAGACGAUGAUCCAGGCGCGUGUGUAUGUUCCUUAUCCAAAGGCAUCCUUUCGCUACAUGGAGGGUGUCCCAGAACCAGUUGACUGCGCAAAUAUAUUUUCCUCAUCGCCAUUAACAGCGAAGAACUUGAGAUGCCUGGAGUGGGAAAGCUCCCGUCACUUGAUCAAGCGUGCUUCGCGGCUUUUCAUGCGUGAAAAUUCUUUAGUGUCAUCAAUGAAUGGAGCAGCGAUUGAUAAGAUGGAGUGGAUUGCUGGCGUAUGCGAUGUGUCCUGGCGGGUGGUAUCACAGACGGCUGUGGUACUGCAUAAUCGCGUGACGGAACAUUUUGAUGUUAUUUGCAUACCCAGUGGGACGUUUGGUGACACGGUAAUCAUUUCUGGAGUUGCGUUUGUGCAAACAGUCGCAUCUAAGCGAAUGAAGACGUGCGUGAAUUCACCCAGUAUUCUCCUCCUCGGGGGAGACGUGGGCACCACAUUGAACCCAGGCACCGACCUUUUGGAGCAUCUGAAGGGAUAUGAAGGAUACUUGGAUAAGCAGUAUCAACGCAUAGAUCUCUGGAAGCCCUCGGUGAUUGUUGUGGAGGGCAACAUGCACCAUUACCUACAGGAUAGAAUCCUUCGCCAUUCGGAGGCCACACUUAUCCUUCAUGCGGGGGGAACUGUUAUGGAGCGUCUUGCUGCAUGCUGCAACGCGAGUGUGGUCCAGGAUCUGCAAUACGUCAGCCUAGAAGACCUGUACAACGCCUCUGUGCUUGGGACAUGUGAGACAUUCCAACUUGUCCAUGUUGGUGGUAAACCUGUUUGUAUGUUUAAGGGACUUCGAGCGGCUCUAUUUACCACAGUGCUCCUCCGUGGAGGAGAUGGGAAGCAGCUGGAGGCUGCCAAGAGGUUACUGGUUAAUUGCACCACUACGGCAUACCAUCUCGCCAUUCAAGCUCACUGUCUGUUUGAUCUGGGUAUAAAGUAUGUGUUACCGCUUCCGGAUGCUACUGUUGCUGCCAAAGUGGUUGUCAAUGAGGAUAGUAAUAAUGGCGGUUCACCUCCAUGGGGGGAGGCGUCGUCCUCGCACAUGCGUGAGUGUGAAGAAUACAUGCAGCUGGUCGCCUGUUCGCCAAGGAUUGAGGAUCGAGUUGAGGCGCUAACCAUGAAUCUCGGUGUUAGCUUCUCUGAUGAAGUGGCAAAUAUAGAUGAUGAUUACGACGACUUAAUGUUGGAUAGCAUUAUUGUGAAUACUGUUUUCCUCGAUAGCAAUGCGAGUAGUGCAGGGGUAGAGAAUGCACCUGGGGGUGUGUCUGGGACAUCCCCCAACGACGGUGUACGACAGUCUCGCGAGGUGUUUCCCUUCUAUUGCGAGGGAGAUGAGACGCUCCUGGAAUACUUGGCGGGAAGGGCAAAGGAGAGUGAUUCCAUGCACAUCAUCCUGCACGGUAACAAGCGCAUCUGGGUAAAGACAGCUACUGACUUUAGCAGUCUCCAAGGAAGGCGCACGGCUGUUGCACAUGGUGCCUCGCAGCAGCAGCAGUCGUUGUCGUCGUCGUCGUCACGCCCCUCAUUAGCACAGUCUUCCUUGUCAUCUCUCCUUUCUGGGAAGGUUCGUGAUGAAAGUCACAUCCUACCUGUGCGCGGGUAUGCUUCUUGUAAGGGUUGCUUCGACAGCGCUGGAGGAAGUUUGGCCUCCUCAACGGCUGGGUUGUGCUCGUUGCACACACUCAAUCUUUCAUGGGGAGCUUUCCUGGAGCUUCUUAUAUACGGUUCAUCUUCAUUUUUUUUAGCAUGUGGGCACAAUCUAAGUCAGAGCUUCUGUAUCUCUUUUGUUGUCUCUCCCAACUCCGGUGUGGAUGUCACAAUCGUUAUCAUGGUGGAGGAUCUUACCGUGUAUAAUAUUGUCCCUCCACCCAUGACAAUGCCGUCUUCUGGCGAUGCCCCCGAGAGGUAUUUGAAGGGUGAAAUUGAGGAGCUGCAGCGGUGUGUCGUAGAAAUACGUGCCGCUAUCCACACAGCAUCCACUGCGGUAGCUACCCAACAGCCACCCUCAACGGUACCGUCGUCUUCGUCGCCGCCGGCUCUACAAAAAGGCGAGAAUUCUCCCUUUUCUUCAGCACUUCACACGCGUGGCGCCAGUAUGGCUGUGGAUUUGCCAUCUUUGCAUGAUGAGCAGGCGAUGGCGUUGCUGCAACAGACGGAGAACCUCCUCAACAAGUUGCCGUCUCUGGAUACACUGGAAGGUGUUAUAAUAGUGCGCCUGGAUGAUCUGGCAAAUCUUGUAAAUUCCUUUCAGGAAUGGUAUAACGCAAAGGUGCCAGUCGCGGAGCGUCGUAUUGGCGGAAAACCCCCUUUCAUUGUGGAUACAACAAAGCUCGAGGACCCUUACUGGGCAUAUAGCCUACAUGAUGCUUGCGUUAUUCGAUUAAAUGAGCCAACUUCCCUCGUCGCGGUGGCAAUUCAGGCGACAUCGCUUGUCACCGACAGUAAACCUGAAUUCCCUCGAGGCAGCACAAGUUCUACUGAGACCCACCAAUUUCCCAAAGCAUCCCCAAGUGAACAGAUUGAAGAUUCUGGAUCCCCACCCGCAGCGAACGAGCCACGUGAUGUAGAUCUUGAAGAAACCAUGGAGGACAUGCUUGGUAUAGGACCAUCUGUGUCACCAAACAUCCAACCACACACACCAUGCAUGCGCUCCACAGCCGACGCGCUAGACGUCCUUGCUGGUCGAGGGGGGACAGUAAAAAGAACAUUCAAACAUGCCAUGGAGGUGUUGAUUCCGUGGGACAAAACAGAACAAGUGAGUGUAACAGUGGAGGUAAUGUUUCCGGAGCAGUUUGCGGCGUUGCGGUACAUGUACACUGAAGGACGAGUCCAUGAAUUAGCACCUUCCCUCUCCCGCUGCCGGGCGUUCAAGCCGCAAGGAGGUAAAACCAAGUCGUGCUUUUUUGCCACACUGGAUGAUCGUUUCGUUAUGAAACAGCUAAAGCAGGCGGAAUUAAAGCAUUUUGCCGAAUUUGGACAAAACUACUUUCUCCACAUGUGCCAAAUGUACACCAAUAUAAAAAGCACUACCGGGGACAAUACGAAUGUACCGUUUGGUACAAUCCUCGGUAAGGUUUUCGGUGUUUUCUCUGUGCAUAUCAAGCGGCAAAAGCGAUGUUUAGACAUCCCGGCCGAAAUAAGAUACUAUGCUCUAAUGGAGAACGUAUUCUACUCACGUCAAGUUGGCAUAACUUACGAUCUCAAGGGCAGCCAGCGAAACCGAACGGCGCAGGAAGGGUCGUCCGUCCUUCUCGAUCAAGACCUUGUUGCUACCUUCCGACAAGGUUCAUUCUUUUACUGCCGGAAUGAGGCGAAGAGUCUUCUUAUGGACCAAUUAACGUACGAUGCCCACCUUCUCUCCACGUCGUCUAUUAUGGAUUAUUCGCUCGUUGCCGGCCUUAACCACGGAAGUGCUCAGUUAUACCUCGGCAUCAUUGAUUACCUUCACCCUUACACGGGUGCCAAGGUAAUUGAGUCCAAGGUAAAAGCGGGUAUUGAAACGGUUCUUGGCCACCCGGGGCGGGAUCCCACCAUCAUUGACCCCGUCAGUUAUAGAGUGCGGUUCGCCAAACGAAUGAAUGAGUGCUUCUGUGGGGUACCUGAAAAGACAUUUGCAGUCAAGCGCUUAAUGGCAAAGAAGAAGAAACGCAACUCUCAAUAG
Trypanosoma grayi is the source of this 4401-nucleotide messenger RNA. Its product is annotated as putative phosphatidylinositol (3,5) kinase. Gene Ontology annotation, cellular component: endosome membrane. The record is from RefSeq and is a predicted model, not a curated record. Gene Ontology annotation, molecular function: 1-phosphatidylinositol-3-phosphate 5-kinase activity; metal ion binding; ATP binding. Gene Ontology annotation, biological process: phosphatidylinositol phosphate biosynthetic process. Bases 1 to 4401 code for a protein of 1466 amino acids. The transcript has a single exon. NCBI's taxonomy places the organism in Eukaryota, Euglenozoa, Kinetoplastea, Trypanosomatida, Trypanosomatidae.